Molecule: messenger RNA, 1304 nt
Organism: Temnothorax curvispinosus
Lineage: Eukaryota; Metazoa; Arthropoda; Insecta; Hymenoptera; Formicidae
Product: UPF0565 protein C2orf69 homolog
Exons: 5
Coding region: 1-864 (287 amino acids)
Cellular component (GO): mitochondrion
Source: RefSeq, a predicted model, not a curated record
AUGAGCUCGAAAAUUUGGAUAUGGAGAAACAUACCGGGCGUUCCAGGUCGAUGCAACGAUGUGAUUUACACGCGGUCGAAAUUGCAGCCGAUUUCGCGCGAUCUUCUUAUAUUCUUUGGCGGUGAUGUCCAAGACAUUCAAGAAAACAUGGAAAAGCAUUCAGAUGGCAAGAAAUAUGUGAAAUGGAGUUUAGAGAACACAGCAACUAUACUUUCUGAACAGUUUCCUAGAAGUCACAUAUUUGUUGUUCGUCCAUCCAGAAUGACAAUAACAAGAAACGCAGUAUUCAGUUGUUUCGAUAAUUUCAUACCGGGAGAUAAAUACGGCACACCUACAUUUUGCCCAAUGCACAAAGCUAUACAACAUUUAAGGGAUCUCCUUCUUUGUUGCCUGGAACACGUUAAAACAUUAAAAAUGGGAGAGGAUAGCCAUAAUAUCGAAACUACAAAUUUAAGUCUAAUGGGCUUCAGUAAGGGAUGUGCGGUUUUGAAUCAGUUUCUUUACGAGUUUCAUUAUUAUGAUGAUAACUCGAGUGACGAUCCUAAUAUAAAUAACUUUAUCAAACUCAUUAAAGAUAUGUGGUGGCUAGAUGGCGGACACAAUGGUCCCAGAAAUACAUGGAUUACUGAUCAAAAUAUACUUCGUUCCUUUGUUAAAUUAAGAAUAAACGCUCAUAUACAUGUUACGCCGUAUCAAAUGCGAGACAAAGACCGGCCAUGGAUUCGGAUGGAAGAAAACAUGUUCAAUGAUACCUUACAAAAGAUGGGAGUAUCUGUACAACGAAUUUUACACUUUAGUGACAAAGCGCGAAAUCUCUCGUCGCAUUUCAAUGUUCUUACAGAUAUCAAAAGUAAUGUACAGUAAAACCAUCGUACUCAGUUUCCUGAAAAUUCGCUGCAUAAUUGAGCAUUUGUGUAUGAAUCGUAAAAUUAAUAGGUCGCAAUAGAUUGCAACUUCUUCACUUCAGAAUCAAAGUAAAGUCGUAUGAAAAUAAUCUUGUUGACGAUAUAAUUGAUAUUUCGGUGUUGCAAACUAUUUCAUAAUUUAUACUUUUCAUGUAUAUUGAUUAUAAGAAGAGUUUAAUAGAAUUUAUUUUACGGAAUAUUUUCAUAAUGUACAUAUUGAUUACUGCUUACUCUAAAUACUCUUAUUCUAGUCAUAAAUAAUAAAAAUUUGUUAAAUGUAAAUCAUAUAUAAUAUUUAUAUACAAUAUUAUUACAUUGUACAAUUUUUUAAUGAAAUUAUUUUCCUAUGUGAUAUGUAUAAUAUCUUUAUGAACAAUUACUAAUGUAUUUAACACUAAA